GCACGCGUGGUGUACAUUUCCUGUCAUUUUAGAGAUUGCAUUGUCACAGGGAUACAUGAUACUAGACUACCAUACAUACCUCACUACGCAGUACAAUAACUCACCAUUUGGUUUCCAGUUGUGAUGUCUGUACCACAUAUACUCUGUGAACUCGUGUUUGUUGUUCAAUAAAACCCACAGCCUUAUGGUCAGUGCACUGCACACGUUCAUUGCAAUGUUGUUGUGCUGCCGCUCUGGUUCUGGCACCGUCAUGGUCACUACGGCCUCCGGCCGUUCUUUGCCUAGGCCAUGGACGUCACCUCAUCAGCGGCCUGCGCUGUUGAGUGCGAGGAGGUGGCGUUGCUCAGCGGCGACGGGGGAGGCGGAGGCCAAGGAGAAGAAGACGGCGAUGGUUCAGAGCAAGGCUGGGGACGCGCUGGAGGUGUGCCGGGUGGUGAACGGGAUGUGGCAGGUGAGCGGUGCGUCAUGGGGCCGCGCGGCGCCGGCGGCCGCCGUGGACGCCAUGCUCGCCUACGCCGACGGCGGGCUCGCCACGUUCGACAUGGCCGACAUAUAUGGACCGGCGGAGGAUCUGUACGGCAUGUUCAUCAACAGGGUUCGGCGCGAGCGCCCGCCCGAGAUGCUCGAAGAAGUCAAGGGGCUCACAAAGUGGGUGCCGCCGCCGGUUAAGAUGACGAGAAGCUAUGUCGAGGAGAACAUAAACAGGUCUCGCAAGAGGAUGGACGUCGCUGCACUGGACAUGUUGCAGUUCCACUGGUGGGACUACUCAAAUCCUGGAUACCUAGAUGCACUGAAGCACAUGACAGACCUAAAAGAGGAAGGCAAGAUAAAGACUGUAGCUCUGACAAACUUUGAUACGGAGAGGCUGCAAAUAAUUCUUGAAAAUGGCAUACCGAUUGUCAGCAACCAGGUUCAGCAUUCCAUCGUCGACAUGCGCCCGCAGAAAAAAAUGGCAGAGCUUUGCCAGCUUACCGGAGUCAAGCUCAUAACCUACGGCACGGUGAUGGGCGGCCUUCUGUCCGAGAAGUUCCUCGACACCAAUGUGUCGAUCCCUUUCGCUGGACCCCCUCUGAACACCCCAUCGUUGCAGAAGUAUAAGAGGAUGGUUGAUGCUUGGGGCGGCUGGAGCCUGUUUCAGGCUUUGCUUCAGACCUUAAAGAAGGUGUCGCUGAAACACGGCGUUCCUAUCUCGACUGUCGCUGUCAGAUACAUUCUGAACCAGACAUCCGUGGCGGGCUCGAUGGUGGGCGUGAGGCUGGGCCUCUCGGAGCACAUCCGGGACACCAACGCCAUACUGUCACUCGAGCUGGACGAGGAGGACAUGGGCAGCAUCGCAGAGGCGUCGAGUCGGGGCCGGAACCUGAUGGACAUCAUCGGAGACUGCGGCGACGAGUACAGAGCCUAGUGACAGAUGGCUGGGGAUUCGGAUGAGAUCCCCAACAUGUGUUGUAGCUUCUUCUACCCCACGAUGAUACUGUAUCCAAAAAAUGGAAAAGUUUUUGAUGACUAAUAAAUCAUGGAAAAGUUCCAGAGGCAUGGAGACAGGCAGACAGGAAGGAUCAUGUGCUCACACCGAAAGGGCCGAGGGAUGUGGAGAGAUCGCCCUCGGUAGGAAGCAUAUCUCGUUCUCGGAGACCGGUCAGGAUAAUGUAUUUUAAUUUUGUGGAGAACGUGUAAAGUUAACUGAAUCAUCAUGCCGAUGAUGAUAGUUGGCAUAGAAUUGUCUGUUACGCCUCUGGCCGAGAGAAUACAUUGCCUCUGGACAAGUGUGUGGCUUGCUAAAUACCUCGGCCCUUGGGUCUGAGCACAUGAUUAUCGCGCAA
Lolium rigidum is the source of this 1823-nucleotide messenger RNA. Its product is annotated as flagellar radial spoke protein 5-like. The transcript is spliced from 9 exons. NCBI's taxonomy places the organism in Eukaryota, Viridiplantae, Streptophyta, Magnoliopsida, Poales, Poaceae. The record is from RefSeq and is a predicted model, not a curated record. The coding region runs from base 185 to 1405 and encodes 406 amino acids.